Striga asiatica is the source of this 600-nucleotide messenger RNA. Lineage: Eukaryota; Viridiplantae; Streptophyta; Magnoliopsida; Lamiales; Orobanchaceae. The record is from the annotation of a GenBank genome assembly.
AUGCGCCUAAGUUUUUUGUCGUCUACGACGGGGUCUAAGGGACUGGUCUCGUCAGAACCGGGGCUUACUAAUUUUUCAGAGUUUCUCCGGAUCGGACCGGUUUUCGAGGUAAAUGUCUUGACUCGAAACGGUUCGUUGGAUCCGGGACUCGGGGCUAGGUUCGAGGUGUCUGAACCGGAACCGGAAGCGGAACUGGCCGGUUCCGGACAGGGCUGUGGGAUGAGGACAGCCGGUUCGUCUACAUUUGGUGGACCCGGUUCAUGGUGCUCCCAUGGAAGUGAACCGGGCUCGAAAGUGAGAAACGGGUUGCUGAAGAAGGAGUCGCCGGGAAAAGGCACCGGAAAAGUGGACAACAUGGCCGGAAAAAGGGGGAGUGGAGAGUUGGGGAAAAGGGAAGAAGUGAAGGAUAGGAGAGCGGUAUUUAAGGGCAAAACUAGGGGCAGCUUCGUGUGGCCCACGCGAGGGCAUUUAAGUCAUUUUGCGUCGUUGAGCGGGCAGCUUUUGAGUCAGCGGGCACUAGUGGUGGUGGUGGGGCAGCGGUUGGCUUUUGAGUUUGGUGCCUAUUGCUCACGUCAGCUUGCGGAGCCCAGUCAAGCUUAG